This is a messenger RNA of Phasianus colchicus (ring-necked pheasant), 1172 nucleotides long. RefSeq names its product NK2 homeobox 1 (gene NKX2-1). The record is from RefSeq and is a predicted model, not a curated record. Gene Ontology annotation, biological process: cell differentiation; regulation of transcription by RNA polymerase II. NCBI's taxonomy places the organism in Eukaryota, Metazoa, Chordata, Aves, Galliformes, Phasianidae. Gene Ontology annotation, molecular function: DNA-binding transcription factor activity, RNA polymerase II-specific; RNA polymerase II cis-regulatory region sequence-specific DNA binding. Gene Ontology annotation, cellular component: nucleus.
AUGCUCCACGCCCUGAGCAGCUGGAGGAACAACUGGGCGUGCGCUGCAGAGGGCCGCCGAAUCAUGUCGAUGAGCCCAAAGCAUACGACUCCUUUCUCAGUGUCUGACAUCUUGAGUCCUUUGGAGGAAAGCUACAAGAAAGUGGGCAUGGAGGGCAGUAACUUGGGGGCUCCCUUGUCAGCCUACAGACAGUCUCAGGUUUCGCAGCCGGCCAUGCAGCAACACCCCAUGGGCCACAACGGAACGGUGACUGCCGCCUACCAUAUGACAGCGGCAGGGGUCCCCCAGCUCUCCCACGCUACGAUGGGGGGCUACUGCAAUGGGAACCUGGGCAACAUGAGCGAGCUCCCGCCUUACCAGGACACCAUGCGGAACAGCGCUUCAGCGACAGGAUGGUACGGCACCAACCCGGACCCCCGCUUCUCCUCAAUCUCCCGCUUCAUGGCGCCGUCCUCGGGCAUGAACAUGGGAGGCAUGGGCGGCCUGAGCUCCCUGGGGGACGUGAGCAAGAGCAUGGCCCCGCUGCAGAGCACGCCGCGAAGGAAACGGAGGGUCCUGUUUUCCCAGGCCCAGGUUUACGAGCUGGAGAGACGUUUCAAGCAGCAGAAAUACCUCUCCGCCCCCGAGAGGGAACAUUUAGCCAGCAUGAUCCACCUCACCCCGACUCAGGUCAAAAUCUGGUUCCAGAACCACCGCUACAAGAUGAAGCGGCAGGCCAAAGACAAGGCUGCGCAGCAGCAGAUGCAACAGGAGAACGGCUCCUGCCAGCAGCAGCAGUCCCCCAGGAGGGUGGCGGUGCCGGUGCUGGUGAAGGAUGGCAAACCCUGCCAGGCGGGCUCCAACACCCCCACCGCAGCCAUCCAGAGCCACCCGCAGCAGGCGGCCACGACCAUCACGGUGGCCACCAAUGGCAACAGCCUCGGACAGCAUCAGAGCCAUCAGACAAACAGUGCGGGGCAGUCUCCCGACAUGGGACAGCACUCGGCCAGCCCUUCCUCCCUGCAGAGCCAAGUCUCCAGUUUGUCUCACCUGAACUCUUCCACUUCUGACUAUGGCACUGCCAUGUCCUGCUCCACCUUACUAUACGGUAGGACCUGGUGAAAGGAUUAGAGAAAGCGAAACUAAACACAACAAAACAAAAAAAAGAGAGAGAAAAAGAAAAAAAAAACAGA